This is a messenger RNA of Pteropus alecto (black flying fox), 4725 nucleotides long. RefSeq names its product protein tyrosine phosphatase, receptor type N2 (gene PTPRN2). Gene Ontology annotation, biological process: protein dephosphorylation. Gene Ontology annotation, molecular function: protein tyrosine phosphatase activity. The record is from RefSeq and is a predicted model, not a curated record. The transcript has 21 exons. Gene Ontology annotation, cellular component: secretory granule. Lineage: Eukaryota; Metazoa; Chordata; Mammalia; Chiroptera; Pteropodidae. The coding region runs from base 1 to 3498 and encodes 1165 amino acids.
AUGCGUGUGGUGCGCUGUGAGCGCUGCCCAAGGGGCUGGGGAUGUCCUCCCUUCGGAGGGGUGCAGUCCAGCUCCCCUGGGGCCCACGGCCAUCACAAGGACAGCGCCGCUUCCCUACCCUGCAGCCGGCCGCGUACGGCUUUGUUGCUGCGCGGCAACUGUGUGGGCCGCCUGUCGGAACAGCCCGGUGACCGCGGAGCCUGCGCCACGACUCGGGGGAACCCUGCGGCCGGUUCGCCUCUGAAGAGGCUGUGGAUCUGCCGAGCCCUCCCGCUCCAGGCCGCCACUCUCACCGAGCUACCCUCCUCAGAACGGGCUCUCCCUUCACGCCUGUGGCUCCUGGCCAAUCGCCAGCGCUGCCCGCCAGGCCCCAGCAGCCCCGUGGCCCGUGGAGGAGGCCGGCUCCUCUCGGCCUCAGGCUAUGGAGUGUUUGGAAGGUGCCAGAAGUUUCCGGUGAUGGACGUGUACCGCUAUGAAGUAUCUCCGGCAGGUCUGCAGCAGCUGACAGCCACCUUGCAGCAGCUUUCCCGCACAGGCUUCUCGUGGCAGGAUGACUAUACCCAGCGUGUAAUGGCCCAGGAGCUCUCGCACCUGCCCAGAACCUACCUGCGGCGACCCGAGGCUGCCCUCCCUGCCAGGAGCUCACAGCCCGGCGUCGACGAUGGAAGGAGGCACGGUCUGGAGGGCGACGCCGCGCUGGCUGAGGCCCUUGAGCGCUACCUGCCGUACCUGGAGGCCCUGUCCCAGGCCGCCGCCCCAGACGCACUCCCCAGGACGAAGCAGGACAGACUGCCAGCUCAGGGUGAGGACCGCGUCGCCGACGGCGUGCGGACCUACGAGGCGCAAACGUCCGCUCUGACCUUCGCCCCCGCCUCCUGGGCCGGGCACCCCGCGGGCGGCGCGCUGCGGACCCCCGGAUGGCUCCCACCGGAUGAGCUCAGCCCCAAGGUGGAUGGCGGGGUGCGCAAGCGGAACCUCGUGGCAGCGCUGGGCGCCUACCUGGCCCUGCAGCCCCCCACGCCUUCUGCGGAUGGCGAGCUCACGCCCCACGACCUCAUGCGCAUGCCCUGGAGGGUGCCCAGGGUCCUGUCGGCGCCUUCGGCCUCCAAGAAAUGGUCUUCGCCUGCAGAAGGCCCCGGAGACCCCGCGGGCCCGCGCGACGGAGCGCUGACUCCGACCCCCCGGAAGGAGCCUGGGAAGCUCCCGCUCGGCGUGGAGAGGCCGCGCCCUAUGGACCUCGAUGCGGUGGCCCGCGUGCUCGCCGAUGCCGUGCACGGUGUGGGGGCGGCCAGACAGUGGCGCGGGCCCGGGAGAGGAGCCGGAGGGAGGCCCAGGGAGCCAGCGGGCAGCUCCGAAGACGGCGGCACCUGGGGCGGAGACAGCCUGCGAGCUAACGGAGUGCAGGACGACGGUGGAGGGGCCGACGAGCAGGUCCACCGUCUGCGCCUCGAGCUCGGGGACGUCCCACAGGACCCCAGGUCUCAGCGCCUGCCUGGGGCCUCCCCUCUCGCGGGGCCCUUCGGAGCGGAGACGAGGAAAGCGGAGGGCGCCGAGGACGCCUGGCCGUGGGAGGAGGAGCGGGCCGGGGUGGAGAACGUGCGGAGCCAGACGUAUUCCAAGGAGCUGCGGGGCCAGGGCGACGGCCUUGGGGGGCGCCAGCCCUGGGCUCCGGGCGCCCUGCAGGUGGACGCGUCCCUGGGGGCAGGCGCUCGGGGGCGCCCGGACGGUGGCCUGCGCCUGGCAGUCACGGCCUCCGAGGAGGAGUACGGCUAUAUCGUGACAGCAGACGACCCCCUGAGCCCGGAGAAGGGGAAGGAGCUGAUGGAGGACGUCGCACACCUCCUGCCGCUGCCGGCGAGCAUCUUUGCGGACGUCGCUGUCCUAGGGCCAGCCGUGACCUUCAGAGUGAGCGCCAAUGUCCAGAACGUGACAACUGCGGAUGUGGCAAAGGCAGCAGUUGACGGCAAGGACAAGCUGGAAAGGUCGUCGGGACUGAGGAUCCUCCAGGCCGGAGUCGGGCCGAAAAGCAAAAUCAAGCUUCUGCCUCAUCAGGCAGCGCAGGAGGACUCCACGAAGUUCGUCGUGCUCACCCUGGUGUCCAUCGCCGCCAUCGUGGGGGUCCUCCUGGCCUCCGGAGCCGUCUACUGCCUGCGUCACAGCUCACGCUCCCGGCUGAAGGAGAAGCUGUCGGGACUGGGGGACCCCGGCCCAGAUGCCACCGCCGCCUACCAGGAGCUGUGCCGGCAGCGCAUGGCCACGCGCCCGUCCGAGCGCCCGGAGGCCCCUCGGGCAUCCCGUGUCAGCAGCGUGUCCUCGCAGCUCAGCGACGGGCCGACGCCCAGCCCCCCUGCACGGGGCAGCACCUCGUCCUGGUCCGAGGAGCCAGCUCCGCCCAGCAUGGACAUCUCCACCGGCCACAUGGUCCUGGCCUACAUGGAGGACCACCUGCAGAACAAGGACCGGCUGCAGAAGGAGUGGGAGGCGCUGUGUGCCUACCAGGCGGAGCCCAACAGCUCGCUCGUGGCCCAGAGGGAGGAGAACGUGCCCAAGAACCGCUGCCCGGCCGUGCUGACCUACGACCACUCCAGGGUCCUGCUGAGACCAGAGGGCAGCCACAGCAGCUCGGACUACAUCAACGCCAGCCCCAUCACGGACCACGACCCCAGGAGCCCGGCGUACAUUGCCACCCAGGGACCUCUGCCCACCACCGUGGCCGACUUCUGGCAGAUGGUGUGGGAGGAGGGCUGCGUGGUGAUCGUCAUGCUGACCCCGCUGUCGGAGAACGGUGUCCGGCAAUGCCACCACUACUGGCCGGAUGAAGGCUCCAGCCUGUACCACAUCUACGAGGUCAACCUGGUGUCCGAGCACAUCUGGUGCGAGGACUUCCUCGUGAGGAGCCUGUACCUGAAGAAUCUGCAGACCGGCGAGACGCGCACCGUGACCCAGUUCCACUUCCUCAGCUGGUAUGACCAGGGCGUGCCCCCCUCCACGAGGCCCCUCCUGGAUUUCCGCAGGAAAGUAAACAAGUGCUACAGGGGCCGCUCUUGUCCAAUAGUUGUUCAUUGCAGGCAAGUACAACCUUUACCGCGGCUUCAGAAGCGUUCGGCCCCCGCAGAGCGACCGCCAGCCCAGAGGUCGAGCCUGCCCGGUGGCGGAAUUGGGCCAGCUCGCUGGCAGCUCCCACGGCCACCGACACACACGGAGGCCUCUGUGCCGUCUGCGCUGGAUCGGGUGACGCCAUUCCAAAUGUGCAUCAUCUCGUGGUCACCGCCCGUGACGGGCGAGGAGGUGGCGCCGGGCGCACAUCGGCACUGCCGCUGCCCGACGCCCACACUGAAGGAGCCGGCGGCCGAUGAGCCCCCUUGUCACGCGGGCCAGACCGAGGAGCGCAGUGUCCUUCCUGGCAAGGGUCCCUCGUCACAGGAGGAGCAGUUCGAGUUCGCGCUGACGGCGGUGGCUGAGGAGGUGAACGCCAUCCUGCAGGCCCUGCCCCAGUGAGCCCGGCGGCCGAGGACGCUGCUGGGGCCACCCCCUCGCCGUGUCCCCUGGCGCAUCCGCCUGGCCGUGGGGCCCUCGCUCCCGCGGUCGCCGUGGAUCAGCAGUUACGAUGUGUGUUUUGUUCGACCCAGUGGUAGCAAGGUCUGUGGACACCCCGAGUCCGGGCUCCUCCCCGUCACGUUCCUGACAGCAAAGACGCGUUUUCCCUCAGCGCCCGCCACGCUGUGCUGCCCCGGCGUGUUCAUGACCCGCGCCUCCCCCGGGCAGCAGCCAGCGCGGCCCUCGCCGGGACACGGGCGUGCUCGGGAGUUUGGACAGAGCUGCUGAUAUUGUGCAGCUUUGGGAAGGGAGACUGUCACCGCAGCAUCCCCACUCGUCCCUACUCGGGCUGCCCCCCCCCAGCACAGUGGGGAGCCCAUCUCAACCGGCCACCCCGGGCGACGUCACCUCGGCAGGCUGCAGGCGAGCCCCAUCCUCAAGUUGGUUUCUUAACUGUAAAAGCAGAUUCGCACGUUGCAGGAAGAGAUGAGGGCUUUCCCACGGGGUAACCAAAAUCGGGGGAACCCGUCGGGCCCCCCGUCCCUCUCGGGGACAUCUGGGCCCACCGGCACGCGGAGGCACCACAGGUGCCGUCACCCCAUUGCUGGGAAAGGGAGCGCAGGGAGGCCCCGUCUUUCAUCUCCGUGGGACCACAGCAGCUGAGAUGAAGUGGGGACACAGUGAGGGCCCCUCCCAGGGCGUCCGCCCCCGGGCCCGGGUGGGCACUGGUCUGGCGUCACACGGACACAGAAGCUGGAGGAGCUGGAUUUGCCAAAACGACACGGGCGUCAGGUGCGCCCCUCCCCCGGACGCAGAGAAUCCCCGCCUCAGACGGCAGGGGACAAAGGACAUCUCGGUACCUUUUCCGUCCUGCUGUAUUGCACACCAUUCUUUCCCUCUUAAAUAACUGUCACAUCUCAAAACCCAGUAGCAUAGGGAACGUGGCCGGCGGAACGGGAGAAAGACACCAAAUGCUGCGUCUUUAAACGGAGCCGCCACGUGUGUCUGCUUCGAUGUCGCUAGUUCCUCCCAAAGUUGUUUCUCUUUAUCUGUAACCGAAAUAAUCAAUAGAGACGAAUUUACCUGCGUGUAGGAAGCCUAUACCUACGUGUAACUUCCAGCUUCUUACGUUUCCAAAGAAGUGCUCCAGCCUGAGACGCAUAAAUACACGUAAUUGUGCUGAUUAAA